This is a messenger RNA of Nilaparvata lugens (brown planthopper), 2424 nucleotides long. RefSeq lists its product as uncharacterized. NCBI's taxonomy places the organism in Eukaryota, Metazoa, Arthropoda, Insecta, Hemiptera, Delphacidae. The transcript is spliced from 4 exons. The record is from RefSeq and is a predicted model, not a curated record. Bases 1 to 678 code for a protein of 225 amino acids.
AUGUCAACUUCAAAUACACUGUUUGAGGAUGAGGAAAUUGAUAGUAAUCCAUGUCGCGGCAGUUUUGAUUGCGACAUCGACCAAUGGUGCCACGGCAACCAUUGUGACCUGCCCUGUCCCAGGAAGAACUGUACCGAGAUCAAGCCACCAGAUGGAGAGUGUGUCGUCAGAGACCACCUUCCAGUCUGCAAAAGCCCAGCUGAGCUGGAAUUCGAGCAAGAAUUGCGAGACAGCGGAGGCUGCCUUAAUAAUGAUGAUUGCGAGGAAAAUGAAUGGUGCAUGUACGCAGUUUGUGAGGACGCAUGCGCACAACUCAACUGCGCAGCUCAACAAGACGAUUUCGAAUGUAAAGUGGAAAAUCAUCAACCAAAGUGUUACUCAACAGAGAUCGAGGCUGGAGAUAUUCCAGACGAAUUAGUUGGACUAGGAGGAUCCUGCACUAGUAGUUUCCAAUGCCAGGACCACUUGAACUGCCUGAAAAGCGAGUGCCAAAACCCGUGCGGAGCAGAGUGGUGUGACGAAUUCAACCUGGACGAACCACCAGCUAACUUCACGGAAGGCCAAAAACUCUGGCUCAGCAUGCACAAGGAUGUCAUAUGGCAGUGCCUGGUGUGGAUGCAUCAUGCCGAGUGUGUCAUAAGAGACAAUCCCGCCAUUAGUGGUUUCAACCAAAUUUAGCCACGCUGAUUCACGUUGAAUCCAGAGAGUACAGAAUGUUACAUAAAGUCUCCAGGCAAUGAAUGUUCAAUGCUGUGCAAAGGCUAAAAGUAAACUUUGUACUCGUAAUAUUUUUCAAAGUUUUCCGAUUUGAAUAUCAUCAAGCAUUCAAAAUUAAAAAAUUUUCUCAGGAAAACAUUUUUUUUCGAUCAUUACUUUUUGAGAUAUAGCGCCUGAAGUUUAAAGUUUUGGGACAGAACAUUUCAAAUUCGGUAAGAUAUAAAUCCAUGAGAUUUCGAUGAUGGAUUCUUCAUUGUAUUGUUGAUCUAGUAAAACGAAAAUUUUCUGAAAAUAUCAAUUUUUGAAAAAGUUAUUCAAUUUACCAAAAAUAGCUCGACUAAAAGUUAUUUUUGGUUAUUUUUAGUAAAUUGAAUAACUAUCUUAAAAUUGAUAUUUUCAGAAAAUAUCUGAUUUACUAUAUCAAAAAUACGAUGAAGAAUCCAUUCUCUAAAUCUCAUGGAUUUAUCUCUUACCGAAUUUGAAAUGUUCUGUCCCAAAAAUUUAAUCUUUAGGCGCUCAUAUCUCAAAAAGUAAUGAUCAGAAAAAAAUUUCCUGAGAAAACUUUUUCAUUUUGAUAGCUUGAUGAUAUACAAAUCGAAAAACUUUGAAAAAUAUCACGAGUAGAAAAUUUAUUUUUAGCCUUUGCACAGCCUUAUAAAAAGGUAUAGCCUGGAAGGAAGAGUUUAGAACAGAAUUUUUGACCCCGUAGUUCUGUUAAGGAAAGUAAGGCGGUGAACAUAUGGAAGUAAAGAAUUGAAAUAUCAAAUUGGAGAUGUUCUAUGAGCUACAUAUUGAAAUUACUGAGAUAUUGCAUUAUUCAAAUGCUAAUGAAUUAAUAAUUAUCUAUGAACUCAUAAUCAGUAUGGAUUUUUCCAUCUAUUUUCAAGAAAUGAUAAGAGCAAGAAUAGUAAAAAAUGGAGGCAAACGUUUUUUUUUUCAAAAAUGUCAUUCCUUCAAGAGAUGAUAUCUCAAAAACUAUAGAAGAUAUAGAAAAUUUUGUGUAAUGAACAUUGUAGGAAAUUAUGUGAGCAUCAAUUUUGUAUUAAAAGAUACAUAGUUUUCAAGUUAUAUGCGGGAAACCAAAAAACGGUACCUUUGAACUAACCUCAGCCCCUUAGCAUAGGAGGUAGGGGUGGAAAGUUCUGUUAUAACAGAACUAAACAUAACUGCGGGGUCAAAAAUUGUCCUCCAAGCUUUUCCCUCUAUAACCCUUCCUUGACUGGACUACUAGAAUGUACAUUCUAUACUUUCUGGUUGAUUCACGUCAUUGAUUCACUUUCAAAAUCCUGCUCAGUUCAGAUCGCUAGAUAUAAUAAGGUCAGAGACAAAUUGGAGAUAUAUAACCCAUAUUUUUGGACUACCUAUUUAUAUUGUUUAUUGUUAUCUAUUUAUUCGACCCAACAUAUCACAAUGUUGUAAAAAAACAGGCGCCAGCACAAAACUUCUUUUCUUCAUUAAUUUAGUAUAUCAAUAUUAGGUACCCAAAAUAGAAAAAGGUAUCAGUAGCUAAAACAUGUGAAGAAAUAAUUUGAAAAGGGUACUUAGACACAAAGUAGAAGAAACCUUUCUUCUCUGUGACUUAGAUCUAUAUUUUUAUUUAUAUUCAAAAGUACGCCUGAAGAAAAAAGACAAUACCCAAAAUAGUGUUGUAUAUCAAUUGCCAUUUUUUAUGUGCUCGAAGGAAUAAAAGCAUUCUUAUUCUUAUUC